UGCCCGGAUGUCGCUCCUUCCCUCUCUCCCUUCCCCCUCCCUUCCCGAAAGGGGCGGGGCGAGCCGCAGCUGGAGGUUUCAGCAACAAAAUGGCGGCCGCGACCCGCGCGCCGACUUGCCACGAAGUCUUCAUCAGCAAGAGUUGCUCCUACAGACAACAUCUGUGAUGAUCCUUUUGGCUCCAGGUGUCUCCAUUUGAAAGCUGUCAAGAGUGCUACUCUUUCAACAGUCUGAAAUAAGGUCUGCCUAUUGCUGAGGAUGCUUUUCCUGAUCGCUGUUAUUCUGUUCGCUUUGGCACUCGUGCCAAACCUUUGAGGGCAAGCCAUGCAUGAAUUUUGUGGUGGCUUGCUGAUUUCUAAACAUGAUUCCUCUCGCCCAUCCACUCACCCACCCCGAUGCCAUCAGCUUCGGGACGUGAAGGGCAGCGAGUAGGGCUUGGCUCCUGAAGGAGACGGCAAGGCGUCAUUCUGCGAGAAAGGCAAAGGGCAAGGGAGGGAACCUGUGUCUUCCCAGGACAAGAGACUGGUGCUCCUGAGGAAGUGUCCAGAUAUGACCUUAGCUGUUUCUUAUUUUAUCUGCCGUUACUGCCAGCAAUGCCGAAGCGCCAGACACAGACACCGGGCAUUUUCAACAACACUCUGCAAUUGGCUGCCAGCCAGAAACAGCAGCUAUUAUGAUUUACUGGGGAUCAAGCAGGAUGCUACCUUGGAGGAAAUCAAGGAAGCCUUCUUCAGCAAGUCAAAGAAGCUCCACCCUGACAAAGACCCUGCCAAUCCUGACCUGCACAGCCAGUUUGUGAAGCUGAAUGAGGCCUACCGGGUGCUGAGUAAGGAGAGCAGUCGGAGGCACUAUGAUAACGUGAGAGCAGCCCAAGCAAGCUGGACUCCUCCAGGCAGCCACAGCAGUAGCUCCAAGAGAAAUCCUUUUGAUUUUGCUGACUUUGGAGCAAGAAGCAGACCAAAGCCCAAUGAGAAUGUGAGGUAUUGGCAGCAAUUCCAUGAGCCUCCUGCAGAAUCCUCAGGACCUGAGGCCAAGAAGAGGUAUCUCAGAAACCAGCGGCUGUUUGGCUACUGUUUGCUCAUCAUGCUGGGCAGCCUGGCUGUUCAUUACAUAGGAUUCAGAAAGCUGGAGGAAGUGCACAACAGCUUCAUGGAUGAAAAAGAUCGAACAAUAACCCAGAUAUACAAUGAGAACAAGGAGCGAGCCAGGUCCAUGGGACUCCAGAAGCAGCAGGAACUGCUGCGCCAGAAGCAUGCUGAAUUCACCCAGCGGUAUCGAAUCCGCCCCGGACAGCACUGCGAAGAACCUGGAGCCUUGGAUUCCGUACCCGAUCCAACUCCUCCCACCUCCACUGCCAAAUAAAACUGAGCAAGAAGCCCAUAUUCUAAUGCCCAUGUUGACUGCUGAAGCUGACUCCUAAGGAGGAGAACUGUGUGCCAUGGAGUGGGAUGCUGUUAACACAAUCUCCCCCUCCCCAAUAACUUCUCCACUUCUGUUUUGUUCAAAUAGAAGCAUCUUCCUACAAGUGAAA
Molecule: messenger RNA, 1531 nt
Organism: Sceloporus undulatus (fence lizard)
Lineage: Eukaryota; Metazoa; Chordata; Lepidosauria; Squamata; Phrynosomatidae
Gene: DNAJC4
Product: DnaJ heat shock protein family (Hsp40) member C4
Exons: 9
Coding region: 550-1362 (270 amino acids)
Source: RefSeq, a predicted model, not a curated record